CGUUGAAAUCAUUCGACUCGUUCGCGAACGUCACAUCUCUAAGUCACUCAGGUUGGAGCCACGAGUCGCUUCUCUCCGCCUCUUUUCUACCAAAGCUACUUUUUAUUCGGCUCCUGCGCCUUUAAGACGGCAGUAAUCCACAUCAUGUCGCCCCCGCUGCAUCUGGAGGUACACGCUUUGAAAGUUAGACCGGGGAAUUAGCGCUAACACUGGGGGACCACCGCCGGGCAACACGAGGCGGGGAAAGACGUGGGGGUUUGGAAGAGAUUGGGAGGCAGUUUUGCGUGGGAGGGGUCUGCCGAUCACAACAAAGGGACACAUGAUGGGUGGACGGCUGUAGGAAUGGGCAAGAGAGGAAGGUGAUGGUGCAGCUUGUGCUGGUCCCCACUUUCCCCGGCCGACCAUGCUGCCUGCACCCCGGACGCUGCUCUUCCUCUUUGUGACUCUGCUGGUGCUGCUCCUUAUCCUGGAUGAUAUCUCACAAGUGGAAGAAGAAGCUGCAAAGACUGGACGAUCCAAGAUGAACCUGCACCGGCUCAUCCCCAAACCCCAAAGAAAGACUGGACGAUCCAAGAUGAACCUGCACCGGCUCAUCCCCAAACCCCAAAGAAAAACAACGGUACGCAUUGAAAGCACUUCACUGCCAAGACUUAGUAUAAUAAAUCCUGCGCAUCAGAGCUACAACAGUGCCAAGCUCCCCUCAUCCAUCUGGAUCUUCAACAAGACCCUCUCUAACCUCAUCAGGAAGAACAUUCUACGAUUCCUCGACGCAGAGCGAGACAUCUCGAUCCUUAAGGGCUCUCUGAAACCUGGCGAUGUCGUCCACUAUGUGUUUGACCGCCACAGCACCACAAACAUCUCAGAGAAUCUCUACCGUCUUUUGCCAACGGUGUCGCCAAUGAAAAACCAGCACCACCGGCUGUGCGCCAUCGUAGGAAACUCGGGCAUCCUGCUCAACAGCAGCUGUGGCCCGCAGAUCGACUCUCAUGAUUUUGUCAUCAGGUGCAACCUGGCACCAGUGGAGGAAUACUCAGACGACGUAGGUCGUAGGACCAACUUGGUGACCAUGAACCCUUCAGUGGUGCAGCGGGCCUUCCAGGACCUCGUGGACGACGAGUGGAGGCAGCGCUUCCUGCGGCGACUUCAGAGCCUUAGCGGCAGCGUGCUGUGGAUCCCGGCCUUCAUGGCCAAGGGGGGAGAGGAGCGCGUGGAGUGGGCCCUGCGCCUCAUCCGGCAGCACACCGUGGACGUACGCACCGCUUUCCCCUCAAUGCGCUUGCUCCACGCCGUCAGAGGGUACUGGCUGACCAAUAACGUCCACAUCAAGCGCCCCACCACGGGUCUCCUGAUGUACACCAUGGCUACCCGUUUCUGUCAGGAAAUCCAUCUUUACGGCUUCUGGCCAUUCCCCCACGACCCGCAGGGCCAAGCGGUAAAGUACCACUACUACGACGCUUUAAAAUAUGAGUACACCUCUAGCUCCAGUCCCCACACCAUGCCUCUGGAGUUCAGGACACUGAGCGCUCUGCACCGACGGGGGGCGCUGCGGCUUCACACUGGGAGCUGCAAAGCAAAUAGCUAAGUGGAAUAUCUCUAUGGAAACACUUCCUGGUCUAACCGCACUGACAGCAUUCCUUUAUACAACUUGGAGUCAUGCAUUUUCUUUAAAGGCACUGGCAUUUUUCAAUGUCUGCCUUGUAAAAAGUUGCCAGCACAAUUAGCUCCCGCAAGGAGAGUUCAUUGUGGCUAUUUUUUGGGCUACACAUCGAAUAGCCGAAAUUGGUAUUCCAACUUUCACAGGGUUAUUAAAUUAUGUGAUCAUGUCUUUUUUACCUAAGAGGUGAAGUGUAAAAAAAGGCAGAAUGUAGUAUUGUACUGAGCCCCAUGAGACGUGAAGUGGACACAAUGUGGGAGUGUAGCAGCUGUUCACACAGGCUUGUUUGCACAGACGUUGCCAAUAGUUAGUCAAGAACACCAGCUCAUCCUCUACUGGAGGUUAGAAUGUCAUUUCUUAUAAAUGUGUAAAAUGUCUAUAUUCUUAGAAAUGUAAAAAAAGAUGUUGUCCUCAAAUGUGCUUUAAAUAAAUUCCCCUAAACACUCUUAAAGGGGAUGUUUGCCUAGAGGGUGCUAACUUUCAUUAUAUCCCUUCCUCUUUUGACUUGAACACGCCCUACGGAACACAUAUGGACACAAAUUAGCUUUGAUUGGUGUCAGCUAAAAGCAAUUUAACAAAGUUUAGCCUAUAACUUUGGCUAUUUUUAAAUGCAUAGCCUAUUGUAACACAAACACGACGGCAAAUUGUUAGCUGUUUUUCUUGAAUUAUUGUUAACUGCAUUUUGUUUAACUCGUGCCAAACUUGCUAGCUUACAUGCUAAAAAUUAAAAUAGGAGACAUUAACGUCUUUCCCUAUUUGACAUACCCCAAUCGAAACUUAUAUACAUAUAAUCCCUCUUAAAACAGAGUGAUUGUUUUAUACUCAGAAAAAUAAAAGACUGAGAUGUUUUAUGGUGCAUUCAAACACCGCUGAACAAAGUAGGACACAACUUUCACCAUAGAUAGUAAAUACUAGAUUUUAUUUGUUAGGCACUUUUAAUUUAAAUAUAACUUAAAGUGCUGCAGCACAAAAACGAUAUUUAAAACAAUAAAAGCCUACAAACCCCGUUUCCAUAUGAGUUGGGAAAUUGUGUUAGAUGUAAAUAUAAACGGAAUACAAUGAUUUGCAAAUCCUUUUCAACCCAUAUUCAAUUGUAUGCACUACAGAGACAAGAUAUUUGAUGUUCAAACUCAUAAACUUUAUUUUUUUUGUGUGCAAAUGAUAAUUAACUUAGAAUUUCAUGGCUACAACACGUGCCAAAGUAGUUGGGAAAGGACAUGUUCACCACUGCGUUACAUCACCUUUUCUUUUAAUAACACUCAAUAAACAUUUGGGAACUGAAAAAACUAAUUGUUGAAGCUCUGAAAGUGGAAUUCUUUCCCACUCUUGUUUUAUGUAGAGCUUCAGUCGAUCAACACUGUCGUAUUUUAUGCUUCAUAAUGCGCCACGCAUUUUCGAUGGGAGACAGGUCUGGACUGCAGGCAGUCCAGGAAGGUACCUGCACUCUUUUACUACGAAGCCACGCUGUUGUAACACUUGUCUUGCUGAAAUAAGCAGGGGCGUCUAUGAUAACGUUGCUUGGAUGACAACAUAUGUUGUUCCAAAACCUGUAUGGACCUUUCAGCAAUAAUGGGGCCUUCACAGAUCUGUAAGUUACCCAUGCCUUGGGCACUAAUACACCCCCAUACCAUCACACAUGCUGGCUUUUGAACUUUGCGCCUAUAACAAUCCGAAUGGUUAUUUUUCUCUUUGUUCCGGAGGACACCACGUCCUCUGUUUCCAAAUAUAAUCUGAAAUGUGGACUCGUCAGACCACAGAACACCUUUCCACUUUGCAACAGUCCAUCUUAGGUGAGCUCGGGACCAGCCAAGCCGGCGGCGUUUCAGGAUAUAGUUGAUAAAUGGGUUUGGCUUUGCAUAGUAGAGUUUUAACUUGCACUUACAGAUGUAGCAACCAACUGUAGUUACUGACAGGGGUUUUAUGAAGUGUUCCUGAGCACAUGUGGUGAUAUCUUUUACACACUGAUGUCGGUUUUUGAUGCAGUACCGCCUGAGGGAUCAAAAGUCCGUAAUAUAAUCGCUUACGUGCAGUGAUUUCUCCAGAUUCUCUGAACUUUUUGAUGAUUUUACGGACCGUAGAUGGUAAAAACCCUAAUCUUUGCAAUAGCUUGUUGAGAAAUGUUGUUCUAAAACUGUUCGAAAAUUUGCUUACAAAGUGGUAACCCUCGCCCCAUCCUUGUUUGUGAAUUACUUGGCAUUUCAUGGAAGCUGCUUUUAUACCCAAUCAUGGCACCCACCUGUUCCCAAUUAGCCUGCACACCUGUGGGAUGUUCCAUAUAAGUGUUUGAUGAGCAUUGCUCAACUUUAUCAGUAUUUAUUGCCACAUUUCCCAACUUCUUUGUCACGUUUUGCUGGCAUCAAAUUCUUAAGUUAAUGAUUAUUUGCUAAAAAAAAAAAAUGUUUAUCAGUUUGAACAUCAAAUAUGUUGUCUUUGUAGUAUAUUCAACUGAGUAUGGGUUGAAAAUAAUUUGCAAAUCAUUGUAUUCCGUUUAUAUUUACAUCUAACACAAUUUCCCAACUCAUAUGGAAACGGGGUUUGUAGAAAGAAACACAAAACAUGUAAAAUAGGGUUAUUUCUAAGUUUGUCCAUUAUAGUUAUUGAAAAAAAUAAAUUGGUCAAAAAAUAUCAGCGUGCAUAAGUACUGUUUGAGCAAAUUCAACAAUACGCUAUAAUGAUAAGCGUGAUAUGAAAUGUUCAUAUUGUUACAUACCUAUAACAGUAAUUGUGAAAAUUAUAGACACAUAAUUAUAUAUCUUCCGUUAAACCACUAAUGGUAACAUAAGUUAGCUGCUGUUGUCCUUGUUAUAUUUUGUUGGUUUGAAAAAUGUAACUUUGAGCAAGUUGCAAACAGCUCCUUUAACUAAUAAGUAUGUGGAUAUUGUGGCUAUUAUAAGCAAUAUACAAUAUUUAUACAAGUAAUCUAUAAAGGGAACCAUAGUGAUAAGGUUAAAAAAAGAAUACAAUAAUUGAGCAAGAAAAAAGUAGCAAUUUUACACAAAUACUAAUAUAUUGUACAUUAAUAAAUCAUUACUAGAAUUUUUUUUUUUUUUAUACUUUUUUUUUGCAUUUCUUUGGGGUAAAUAAUCAUACAGUAAUACUUUUGAAAUAUUACAUGAAAACAUAGUUUUUAGGGAUGCAUGUUUUUUUCUUCACACCGAUACUGAUACUUACUACUUCUUAAGACCGAUAACUCAUUUAUAUCUAUAAUUUCUUUUAAUUCAGAUUUAAGUGUAAUUUGUGCACACCUGAAGGUGCGAAAGACUUAUGAUUUGUCCUGACAAAAGUUAGUAUCUCAAACGAUGGCAAAGGGCUGGUUGUCCAACGUUCUCACAGAUCUCUUGAGCCCGCGGGUCGUCUCAAACUUUUUGCACUUUUCAAACGCCAGCUUUCAAAAGCGAUACUGGUGUUUCAGAUGGCUGAUAAGGUUUGAUGUGUUGAAGCUAAAUGUUUUUUUCCCUCGUGGCGGAAUGUUUGCGGAACAUUUGAUUCAAAUAGCACGCGGAGAGUUUUUCUCAAAAAGAGUGAAGAUGUCCCACACAAUCGACGCCAUGUUUGUUUACAAUGAGCUCAGGGGGAGUGUACGACUGGCCGAUUACAGCAAUGCAAAUAGUAAAAAAAAGUAGCGCUUCACUUGCUCACCAUGACCCACUUUAUAGCACAGUACAAAUAAUCUCACCUCUUUAGUAAUUUGUACAAUUUUUUAAUGCCGAUAUAUGUAUGGCGUUAUCAUUCCUCAUAUCAUAUUGUGUAGCUCUAAUAGGAAUGAGCUUUGAGGAAAAUAGUUUGUUUUAAUAGAAUAAAGUUGUUUUAAAAUAAUGUAAUAUAUUAUGAGGAAAAAGUCAUAGUAUUAUGGUAAUAAAGGUGUGAUUUUGCAAAAAUGUUUUUUUUAAUCUUACAUUUGUUUUCAUCGAAGAUAAGUCAGAAUAUUAUAUAGUAUGCCCCAAUUACGCUUUAUUUUUGGUACAGUAGAAAAAAAAGCAAAAUGUUUUGAUUUUCCAAAAUGAAAGGAAACCUAAAAACUCAAAUCCGACUAACAAACUCCUAAAAAUAUACGCAUCUAUUUUUGAAAAUAUCAUAUUAAAGAAAAAUGUUUGUGAGAUUUCUUUUUUAAAUUAAAUACAAACGUGUUAAUAUUACAAUAUAGUCAAAAUAUGACAAGAAUAAAUGUGUAUUUUUUAGUGAGCAAUAAGUCAAUAUUACAAGAAUAAAUUCCCAAAAGUACAUUUUUAAAAUUUGUUUUGCUACACUAUGACGUAAAAUUACGACUCCUGACAUUUAUUUCCCCUUUUCAGUGUCGUUCUAACACUGCUUUUAUAUGUUUAGAAAUUAGUAUUUCUGAUUCUUACUUGAAACUUGCAGUCCAAAAAAGGACGUGGAAGAACAUAAACUUCUUGUAUGUAGCUGUCACUGUAAGAAUUAAGCUUAAUUAUAAUGAAGUUCCAUCCAUCCAUGAUGGAUGGAUAUAAUUGAGUUGUAUCGAUUUUUUAUUAUCUUAGGGUUAGCUUUCAUUUGUAGGUUCUCUUCAAGUAAAGCACUUUCUUAGCUCAUUUUGCAAGGUAAUAUGUGUGCAUAAAUGUUAGUAAAAUAUUCAAUUAAUGCUGAAGCCUCUGGCGAACCUCCUGUCAUGUGACGAGUACGUAGUAUGGAAGUGUUGUCACAGGGUGGGCCUGUUGAGUCCCACAUUGCCUCAAAGCGCCGCCUAUUAAGUUAGGAAUAGACAUGAACCUUGUUCAAAGGACGUCAACAGUCUGAGGCUGAUGAAUGACUCUUUGUGGAAAACUACAGUACUCUUAGUGACUUACUGUUGCUUUUUUUCUCUCCAUAUUGUCCUAAUUCCAUCCAUCUUCUAUCGCUUUGUCCUAAUUACAGCAAAACAUUAUGCAUGCUUUGCUUUUCUUAAAACACAAUGCUUGAUAAUGAAUGUAUCUUGUUAAUUGACUUUUAAAUUGUGCUGUUACGACAAGAUGAAUGUAUUUUGUGAGCCAAAAAAACAAGGUCUUGGAGCAAAAAGCUUUUUAUUAUUUUCAGAAACAUGGAAACUGAAGAGACCUUUGUGGCUGCACGCUGGAAACAAUUGGAAAUCAAGCAGAAAUACAUUUCAAAGUCUUCUGUAUGGAGGUUAGUUUGUGUCUUCCUUACAAAAGCCUUUUUUUUUUUUUUUACACUGGCUUCAUGUAACUUAAUUUUUUGCGUUUGAAUUUUGUGGAGUGAAUUUUUUUGACAAUUUAUGAUGACCGUUUCAAUAAAUACAAAUUUGUGUUCAAAAAUGCAAUUUGUCAAAAUACAAUGUUUUAAAAUUUAGUAUAAAAAUUGAGACCCAUUUCAUGUGACUUCAAACUUAAGGUUUCAUUGGCUGGCUCUAAGACAAGAUCGAUCGCUUCUGUCUUAAUUUAUCAGAGGUGGGUCUUGAGUUGCACUGAAUUUUAGCGCGCAAUUGUUUUAUUUUACACACAAAAUUUUACAGAUUUUCUAAACACACAAACUUUACUUAGCUUUUUAUUCAAUGCAAUUGUCGGCGUCAUUUGAUGUAAAAAAUUCAGAUUGCAAAAUUCAAACGCAAAUAUUUUCAGUUAUAUAAAAUCAGUGUCCAAAAAAGCUUUUGCGAGUUAACUUCCAUAAUUUUAUCAUGAAGAGGCUUAAGUAAAUUGGCUGCGCUAUUCAAAUAACUCACAUAAUUACAAGGAAAAUAUUUUACUAGAGGAAUUAAACAUAGGCAUACAGGUGAUUUUGUUCAAAUGGAAAUACAGUAUAGAUUUCACUAGAUGAACAGGGUUUUUUUCCAGUUUCACCAGAACAGGGUUAUCUGCAUGUACAAUAAAUUAUACAUUUCACAAUGAUACAAUACUGGAAUAAACAGGAACUGUGUACGCUGUUAUCAAAUGCAUCAUAACAUAUACCAACAAAGAAUGUUAAACACCAUUCACAAACUUACACAUUCUAUCCUGUAUGUAUAUUCAAAACUAAACAUAAAAUGAUGCAUUUGGAGUUGGAUGUAUACAGGAACAAUGCGAGUGAUAGUUUGAAUGAAAACAAAUAUUCAUUAUUAAAAGAUCUUUGCAAAACCUA
This is a messenger RNA of Nerophis ophidion (straightnose pipefish), 7720 nucleotides long. RefSeq names its product ST8 alpha-N-acetyl-neuraminide alpha-2,8-sialyltransferase 2 (gene st8sia2). The coding region runs from base 404 to 1582 and encodes 392 amino acids. Gene Ontology annotation, biological process: oligosaccharide metabolic process; N-glycan processing. Gene Ontology annotation, molecular function: alpha-N-acetylneuraminate alpha-2,8-sialyltransferase activity. Lineage: Eukaryota; Metazoa; Chordata; Actinopteri; Syngnathiformes; Syngnathidae. The record is from RefSeq and is a predicted model, not a curated record. The transcript has 7 exons.